UUAUUAUGUUAUGUUGCAAAGAAAUUCCACAACCUUUUUAUUUUUAGAUGAGCAUUAUGUAAUGUAUUAUUCUAAAUAAUGCGCAUGGGUUGUGACUUUUUUCCUCUUUUGUUGCCCAGGCUGGCCAAGUACCAGGCCUUCAAGAGCUUCAGUAAACGUAUCCUCGUGGCCACUGACUUGUUUGGACGUGGCAUGGACAUUGAGCUGAGAGAGUCAACAUUGUGUUCAACUUAGACAUGCCCGAGAGCUCUGACACUUACCUCCACAAGGUGGCCCAUGCUGGCAGGUUUGGCACCAAGGGUCUGGCCAUUACCUUUGUGUCUGAGUACUACGACAUGCCCGAGAGCUCUGACACUUACCUCCACAGGGUGGCCCGUGCUGGCAGGUUUGGCACCAAGGGUCUGGCCAUUACCUUUGUGUCUGAGGAGAGUGAUGCAGCCACCCUCUCAGUCUAUAUUUAGAGAUACCUUAUAAGCACGGGUACUAAUUGCACAUUUUG
This is a messenger RNA of Halichondria panicea, 499 nucleotides long. Its product is annotated as spliceosome RNA helicase DDX39B homolog. Gene Ontology annotation, cellular component: cytoplasmic stress granule. Lineage: Eukaryota; Metazoa; Porifera; Demospongiae; Suberitida; Halichondriidae. Gene Ontology annotation, molecular function: translation initiation factor activity. The coding region runs from base 237 to 461 and encodes 74 amino acids. Gene Ontology annotation, biological process: cytoplasmic translational initiation. The transcript is spliced from 3 exons. The record is from RefSeq and is a predicted model, not a curated record.